CUAUUGGACAAUUAACGGCAACAAACGUACAUCGUCAGUUUGUUUUCAUUCACUUCGAGGAGAUAUUAGAGCGCAAAAAAAUCGAAAACCAUACGGCGCCUUCAUAAAAUUUUAUAGGUGUUUCAAAUAAUAUUCAACUACGAAUUUUUAGUUGCUAUUUUACUGCUGUUUUCAUCAGACCAGAUUGCUGUAAAAAAUGCCGACAGAGUAUAGAAGAAAACUCUCAAAUCGAGGUAAAUAUACUGAAGAUAAUUUGAAGCUUGCCAUUGAAGCUGUCAGAAAUGGUUCUUCUGUGAACGGCGCCUCAAAAAUGUAUGGUAUUCCUAGAAAAACCCUUGAGAGGAAAAUAAAAAAUAACAUUUCCACGACUGGAAGACUGGGUCCUGAUAGUAUGUUAGGAGAAGCGAAUGAAAUAAAAUUGGUACAACAUAUUAAAAAGGCACAAAAAUACGGAUUUCCUAUGACGUCACAAGAUGUUCGUAAGCUCGCCUAUAAUUUCGCUGAAGGUCUGCUGAUAAACCACAAGUUCAGUAAAGAAAAAGAAAUUGCAGGUUCCGACUGGCUCAGGUCCUUCAUGAGGAGACAUCCUGACUUGUCCACUCGCAAAGCUGAGGGUUUAUCUCUAGGACGAGGUGUGGGAAUGAACCGUGUGGAUGUGAGAAGUUAUUUUGAACUUUUGCAUGAAGUAUUGAAACAAAAUGAUCUUUUCGAUAAACCUGGGUGCCUCUUCAAUGUUGAUGAAACAGGCCUUCAAUUGAAUAAUCGUCCAGGCCACGUUUUAGCUGAAAAAGGAGCCAGAAAUGUGGUUACAGUGACGUCAGGGGAGAAAGGUGAAACAAUCUCGUGCAUAGCUUGUUGUAAUGCAGAAGGUUUCUUUCUACCUCCAGUUUGCAUAUUCAAAGGCAAGAAUUCGAAAAAAGAAUGGACUGAUUCAAUGCCUCCUGGUUCACAUAUUGUGAUGUCUCAAAAAUCAGCCUAUGUUACCGCUAAUAUUUUUUUGAAUUGGUUCAAAAAUCACUUUUUACCACGAAAGGGCGAAGGGAAAGCGUUAUUGAUUCUUGACGGGCACUCUUCUCAUUGUUCUUGUGUUGAACUUCUGGAAACCGCCGAAGCAAACGAUGUCAUUCUGUUGUGCCUACCGCCUCAUAGCACGCAUUAUUUGCAACCACUUGAUAGGGCUUUUUUCAAAUCUCUUAAGACCUUUUAUUAUCAAGCUUGCAAAGAAUGGAUGCAGAACCACCCCGGAAGAAAACUAGGACGCCCACAAUUUGGUGAACUCCUAACGAAAAGUUGGGGAAAAUCGGCCUCUGCAGGAAAUGCAAUGUCAGGUUUCAGGGCCACUGGUAUAUUUCCCUGGAAUCCUGAUGCUAUACCCGAUUAUGCCUACACAGUUUCUGAUCAAAUGGUAGACUGCGAAAACAGAGAAGGCCAGGUACAAACACAAGCAACAGAAGAAAGCAGACUUCCGAUCAAUUUGAUGGAAGAUGCAAUACCAUCCUGUAGCCAUGAUAAUAUAGAACCUCGAAGUUCAACUCCAGCCGAAGGAAUAUCCAUUCCAGAUUUGACGCCCGGAAAACUUUUAACUCGCAUCAAUCCUACACCAGCACUAGUAGCUUCUGCAAGAAAACGAGCAAAAACAGUUGCUACCGCAUUAACUUCUCCUGAGCACAUUGCGAGCGUGAAAGAUAGGUCAACGAAAAAAAAAGUGAAGGAACUGAAAGAAAUCCGGCAGAAGAAAUUCAGGAAGAAAAACAUUCUUCAAAAGAGACAACGCGCCCUCUCGACAAGUUCUGAUGAGGAGAACAUAGAGGUUCCAUAUGAAGAAGAAAGUGAUGCUCUUUCUGAAGUUGAUGAAACUGAAUGUGUAGGAUGUGGAGAAAGCUACAACAAAACCCGAAAACAAGAAGAUUGGUUGAAAUGUAUAAUAUGCCAGAAAUGGUUCCAUGAAAACUGCUCUUCCUUUUUGAAUACUUGUCAGAAUUGUGGUAAAACUGCAUUCAGAAAAAAAUGAAAUCUGUUUCAUAGAUUGUAUCUUGUUUUUUCAUUACAGAAAAAUAUUUUUUCAUUAAGAUUUUUCAUGUUGAAUUCAUCUAUAUUUUUUGGCCAUCUCUCCCUGACUUCAUUGGUCAACUGACCCUACCCCUGUGGGGAUAGAUGGCCAUAUGCAAGCUAUUCUUGUAAAGAUUAUUUAGAAAAAAAUAUAAGUUUAUUGACUGUAUUUACUUAUUAACCUGUUUCUUUGAUAGUUAAGCAAUAAUAAAAAAAUAUUUCAUGAA
This is a messenger RNA of Coccinella septempunctata (seven-spotted ladybird), 2276 nucleotides long. Its product is annotated as tigger transposable element-derived protein 6-like. Gene Ontology annotation, cellular component: nucleus. Bases 197 to 2011 code for a protein of 604 amino acids. Lineage: Eukaryota; Metazoa; Arthropoda; Insecta; Coleoptera; Coccinellidae. The transcript is spliced from 2 exons. The record is from RefSeq and is a predicted model, not a curated record. Gene Ontology annotation, molecular function: DNA binding.